Messenger RNA from Amaranthus tricolor (Joseph's coat), 2030 nucleotides. RefSeq names its product cysteine proteinase inhibitor 4. Bases 1211 to 1669 code for a protein of 152 amino acids. The transcript has a single exon. Lineage: Eukaryota; Viridiplantae; Streptophyta; Magnoliopsida; Caryophyllales; Amaranthaceae. The record is from RefSeq and is a predicted model, not a curated record. Gene Ontology annotation, molecular function: cysteine-type endopeptidase inhibitor activity.
UUGUCGAAAGCAAAGGCCACUCGUCAAUAGAAACCACUAAAAUACACGUGAGAGGAUGCAUAUGUUUUGGGCUGCAUGGCUGCCACGCUGGGCACGCCACUAUCAUCUCAUCACUCACUUCUACACUUGUCUUGGGAUUCAUGCCCUUAGCCCAAUAUGAAAAAUUUGUUCAACGGAUUUAUACAAAUAAGAUCCGUUUUUAUUUAUAAGUUGUAGGUUUCUCUCUUUGAAGACCUUUUUCGAGCUGAUAGAUUUUUUAACCGCACUCUCUUCUAUGGAUAUGAGCUGUCGUCGUUCUUCUCUCUUCCGACCCUGAUCAUAGUUUUCUAUGAGCGGGAUACACUGGGUAUAAUGAUGAUCUGUAUAAAUGGAGAGUUAGUUGCACAUAGAUCUAAUGAGAUUUCACCCUAAAACUAAUUAAUAUUAAAAGUAGCCUAUCAACUAAAUAUAUUAGUUGAUUUCUCUAUAGUUCUUCAAUUUAAGAUCACAAGUGGAACAAUACUCUACUGUUGUUAAGGAAUUACAAAAACAUGACAUUACACAUACUAAACUAAAUAUAUCUAAACACUACAAUUGAGUAGCUAAAACAAUCAAUAAUUAACACCUAAAAGUGUCCUAAUUAUGUGAAAGCGGUGCGUGGUUUAUCAUAUAUUUUCCGUUCGAUGUUACGUCGAUUAAAACAACUAUUUAAAUUUGUUAGACCAAAUAUGAAAAAUAACCACCGCUUUGACAUAAGCAUCCAAAACUUGAGUCUCAUUUUAAAGUUGUGGGUUUUGUGAUAAAUUUCUUGCAUGUAUAUCAAACGCGGCACACCGUUCAUGCUUCCACCUUCUCCAUCCCAUUCUCUUCUUUUUCUUCUCUCGAAAUUUCCACCCAUCUCUUUCUCCCACCUUUUUUGUUUUAUUAUUGCCUCUAUUUUCAUAAUACUUACUACUAAUAGUAAUAUUUUUCUACACAAUAUAUUACAAUUAAAUGUGAGUAUUUCAGAAUAAAAAAGUAAAAAUUAAUCACAUAGGACGAGGGCAAGAGUACUAAAAAAACCAAACUUAGAAUCAUACUAAAAAUAAUACUUACUUCAACUAAGAUAAAAUGCAUUUCUCUUCCACCUAUUAAUACAGCCUUCUCAAAUCAAAACCAUCUCACUUUCUCACUUACUCAAAUACAAACUCAAAAUAAACCAAAACAAAAUAUACUCAAAACACCUAAAAAAAUGCAUAAACCAACUCUUCCUUACUCUCUUUUACUUAUAGUACUAUUCUUCCUUUUAACAACUAAGGUAAAAUCACUACAAAGGGGAAGAAUGGUGGGAGCAAGACAAGAUAUAGAUAAUGUUAAAACAAACAAAGAAGUUCAAGACUUAGGAAAAUUCUCAAUAGAGGAAUAUAACAAGGAAAUAAGGGAUAAUAUACAACCAUCAAGCCCGAUUCGGAGUAUCGGGCUUGGUGGUGGAUCUAAAUUGACUUUUGUUGAAGUAAUUAAGGCCCAAAGACAAGUAGUUUCCGGGCUUAAAUACUAUCUUACUGUUAAAGCCCACGAAGGUGAUCAUACUAGGAUUUUUGAUGCUGUGGUUGUUGUUAAACCUUGGGUUCAGUCAAAGAAAUUGCUCAACUUUGGCCCAUCUUUGGAAUCCAAUUUAAAUCAAGUAUUUAGUGAAAGUAGAGUUGUUUGACAGGUCGGGUCAAGGCGCGGGUUUUUGAUGGGUUGAGUUCUUCAAAUUUUGGAACUGCUUCAAUGGUUUAAUGUUUAUAUUUUUUGGAGUACAAAUUAAAUAACUAUGUCUUGUCUAGACUUGAUGUUUGGGUUGAAAUAACUUGUAAUCUUAUGUGAUUAACAAUAAUAAGUUGUUGAUCUUGUCAUUAGUUAGUAGACUUCGUUGCGAUAGAUUUCCAUUUCAUUUCAUUUCAAUCGGUUUAUUUAGUCUUGUAUGAUACCCCUCAUCAUAAAGUGAGACGAUACAAUCGGUCUAUCAAGUCUUAUAUGACACUUUUUCACAAUUGAGACGAAUCCAUAUAAUAUGGUUACUACUUUAA